Messenger RNA from Penicillium longicatenatum, 2955 nucleotides. RefSeq names its product bifunctional cytochrome P450/NADPH--P450 reductase. NCBI's taxonomy places the organism in Eukaryota, Fungi, Ascomycota, Eurotiomycetes, Eurotiales, Aspergillaceae. Gene Ontology annotation, cellular component: cytosol. The transcript has 3 exons. The coding region runs from base 1 to 2955 and encodes 984 amino acids. The record is from RefSeq and is a predicted model, not a curated record. Gene Ontology annotation, molecular function: FMN binding; heme binding; iron ion binding.
AUGUACGAUAUCGCCACUCAGCUGGUCAUGAAGUGGGCUCGACAAGGCCCGAAUGCCUCGAUCACCGUCACCGAUGACUUUACUCGUCUGACAUUGGAUACCAUCGCACUAUGUGCUAUGGGAACGCGGUUUAACUCCUUCUAUCGCGACGAGAUGCAUCCCUUUGUGGAGGCUAUGGUGGGCCUGCUUGCUGGAUCGGGCGCCCGAUCUCGUCGUCCGGCUCUGCUGAACAAUUUGCCCACGAGCGAAAACACGAAGUACUGGGCUGAUAUUGAUUAUCUACGCAAGCUUUCGCAGGAGCUUGUCGAUGAUCGGAAAAAUAAUCCUGAAGAUAAGAAGGAUCUUCUUAAUGCCAUGAUUCUUGGCCGUGAUCCUCAGACUGGAAAUGGUCUGACAGACUCCUCGAUUGUCGAUAACAUGAUCACAUUCCUGAUCGCCGGACACGAAACUACUUCUGGCAUGCUAUCAUUUUUGUUCUACUAUUUACUCAAAACCCCACAUGCAUACAAAAAAGCCCAAGAAGAAGUCGACCAGGUUAUCGGAAAGCGCAAGAUCACAGUGGACGACCUGUCAAAACUCCCCUAUAUCACAGCCGUGAUGCGCGAAACCCUCCGACUGAAACCGACCGCACCGUUCAUCGGUCUCCAUGCCCACCCAAUCAAGAACAAAGAAGAACCAGUCACACUCGGGGGCGGGAAAUACGUCUUGAACAAAGAUGAGCCUAUCGUGAUGAUUAUCGGCAAAAUGCAGCGCGAUCCAAAAGUCUGGGGUGCCGACGCAGACGAGUUCCGACCCGAACGAAUGUUAGACGAGCAUUUCGACAAACUGCCCAAGAACGCAUGGAAGCCAUUCGGAAAUGGCAUGCGAGGCUGUAUCGGACGGCCAUUCGCUUGGCAAGAAGCUCUGCUCGUCGUCGCGAUUUUGUUGCAGAAUUUCAAUUUCCAAAUGGCCAAUCCUAGCUAUGAUUUGCGUAUCAAGCAGACUCUCACCAUCAAACCCAAAGAUUUUGAGAUGAAGGCAUCACUGCGGGAUGGGCUUGAUCCGACACAUCUUAGUAUGACCUUGAAUGGUUCUGCUGAUGCUGCAAAGGCUUCUGGUCUUGAAGAUCGGGAGAGGAAGCCUAAGCCUGUUCCUGUGGGUGCCAAGCUCAAGAAUAUGCACAUCUUCUACGGAAGUAACACCGGGACUUGUGAAGCGUUUGCACGCAGGUUGGCAGAUGAUGCUGCGGAGUAUGGAUUCUCCGCUUCGACUAAAUCUUUGGAUUCUGCUAUGCAGAAUAUUCCGACCAGUGAGCCCGUUGUCUUUAUUACGGCUUCCUAUGAAGGACAGCCACCCGAUAAUGCAGCUCACUUUUUUGAGUGGCUGAGUGAGCUUAAGGGUAGCAGCUUGGAGGGUGUCAAUUAUGCAGUCUUUGGUUGUGGUCAUCAUGAUUGGGCUGCUACUUUCCACCGGAUCCCAAAGGCAGUGAAUGAGCUGAUCCAAGAGAAUGGAGGAAACAGACUCUGUGAAAUAGGACUUGCCGACGCAGCCAACUCGGACAUGUUCACUGAUUUUGAUGGUUGGGGCGAGACGGCAUUCUGGCCAGCAAUUACAGCAAAAUAUGGUGGAGGACAAGACAAGAAAGCCAAGUCUAAAUCGUCCCUACAAGUCGAGGUGUCAUCAGGAAUGCGCGCAUCAACUCUAGGCCUCCAGUUGGAGGAGGGCUUCGUGAUGGAGAAUCAACUCCUGACACAGCCCGGUGUGCCUAUGAAGAGACUGGUGAAAUUCAAACUCCCAACCGAUAUGACCUACCAAUGCGGUGACUACUUGGCCGUCUUACCCGUGAAUCCAACUUCAGUAGUCCGUCGCGCAAUUAGCCGUUUCGGUCUACCCUGGGAUGCAAUGCUUCGCAUCCAAAAGCCAUCCAAGAGCACAGCUCCACCAUCCAUCCCCCUGGACACCCCAAUCUCCGCCUUCGACCUCCUCUCAACAUACGUCGAGCUAUCCCAGCCCGCCUCAAAGCGCGACCUGCAGCUUCUUGCAGACGCCGCAAUCGAAGACGCAGAAACCCAAGCUGAACUCCGCUACAUCGCCUCAAGCCCCAACCGCUUCUCCUCCGAAAUCGUCAAGAAACGCGUCAGUCCCCUGGACCUCCUUAUGCGCUACUCAGCCAUCAAGCUGCCAAUCGGCGAUUUUCUUGUUAUGCUUCCACCUAUGCGCGUACGACAGUACUCUAUCUCCUCAUCUCCACUGUCUAACUCGGAAGAGUGCACAAUCACCUUCUCCGUCCUGAAUGCGCCGGCACUCUCUAUACCCUCCGAAGGUACCGAAUCAGAGGCACAACAAUACCUGGGCGUCGCAUCGAAUUACCUAUCCGAACUCCAAAUCGGUGAACGAGCACAUAUCUCCGUCCGACCGUCCCACUCAGGCUUCAGACCACCCGCAGACCUCCAAACACCAAUGAUAAUGGCAUGUGCCGGUACAGGACUCGCACCCUUCCGCGGAUUCAUAAUGGAUCGCGCAGAACGAAUCCACGGACGUAACAGUCCUGAGCAACCCGCGAAAGCAAUUCUAUACGCAGGCUGCCGCACAAAGGGCCAAGAUGAUAUCCAUUCCGCCGAACUGGCAGAAUGGGCUAAGAUGGGUGCUGUUGAUGUUCGGUGGGCAUACAGUCGUCCAUCGGACGGGACGAAAGGACAACAUGUUCAGGAUCUGAUGCGGGGAGAUAGCGAAGAGCUUACUGAGUUGUUUGAGGCGGGUGCUAAUAUCUAUGUUUGUGGUAGUACUGGGGUGGGGAGUGCCGUUCGUGCUGUUUGCAAGGACAUUUUCAUUCAGAAGCGAAGGGAGAAGAUUGCGAAGGCUACGGAGGUCGGCGAGGAGGUUCCUAAUGCGGAGCUUGAGGAGGAUGUUGCUGCUGAGAAGUUCUUUGAUCAGUUGCGGACGAAGGAGAGGUAUGCUACUGAUGUUUUUACUUGA